AUGGCUCCAUCGGAUCGCAAGAUGAACGUGAUCAAUAUGACAACCGCAAAUCACGAGAAGUGGACGGACAUAUUGGAGGCUGUUGACACGGGCAAGCCGGUCACCUUUGCAAUGUCUGAGCCGUACAAGGUUACUGGAGCUCAAUCAAAUAGCUAUUGGUCCGGCCGAUUCAUGGCCCUCGAUUCGAAGAUUCGAAACGAAGCUUUCGAUCAGAAAAUCGUCGAUUACAAUUCGGAGAAGUUGGACCGGGCAAUUGCCAAGGGCGACGAGGAGAUUGACGAGGGAGAGGUUGAGGCACUCAACCAACGUUGGCACAAGUCCCGCCUCAACAAAGUAGUUGACGGCUACACCAAGACGGUCGAGAUGAGAAUGACCGACGAGGAGUUUGACCGGACCGUAAAGGUCUUUAAGCAAUUGGGGAAGGAGUGCGGCGACAAGGCCGCUGAAACCAGUCUUUCAGACUGGCAAGAAUUGUACGCCCGUACAAAGGACACCCGGGAGCUCCUCCCUGUGGGAGGAUUCAUGACCGACGGGGAGCGGAGGGCGUGGGAGACGAAGACGCGGAUGGAGCUUCGGGCUCAACGGGAGUGGAACCAGGCUCGCCACCUGGCGGAGACAGCGGAGAAUGAGGAGGCGACGGCCGCAAAGGCUGCCCAGAAGAAGGGGCCUUUGGCUCGUGUGUCCGACUUUUUCAAAAAGUCUGGUUAG
Molecule: messenger RNA, 708 nt
Organism: Mollisia scopiformis
Lineage: Eukaryota; Fungi; Ascomycota; Leotiomycetes; Helotiales; Mollisiaceae
Exons: 2
Coding region: 1-708 (235 amino acids)
Source: RefSeq, a predicted model, not a curated record